Messenger RNA from Acanthaster planci (crown-of-thorns starfish), 4948 nucleotides. Its product is annotated as G protein-coupled receptor 52-like. Gene Ontology annotation, biological process: G protein-coupled receptor signaling pathway. NCBI's taxonomy places the organism in Eukaryota, Metazoa, Echinodermata, Asteroidea, Valvatida, Acanthasteridae. Gene Ontology annotation, cellular component: membrane. The record is from RefSeq and is a predicted model, not a curated record. Gene Ontology annotation, molecular function: G protein-coupled receptor activity.
AAAAAGUUAAAGUACAAACAAAAGGGGAACAGCAGGGGGUCCCCAGUUGCAGGCAAAUACACACUUGUAUGAGCGUAUCUUGCAGAAGUGGGUGACAGCUGCCCCGGUGGGGACUUAUGCCCCGCCUCUUACACCCCUUCCCUCUCCAGAUGUUCCUAUAUAGUGGCCAAGGAAGGCACAGGGGCAGUUGCCAUCCUGUGCUGUGGGAACUCUCGCCCUCCCUCCCACACCCCCCCCGCCAUAAGAGCCUGAUACGUCACUGUCGUGCUCCUGAUUUCAAUCAUUCUAACAUAGUAUAGUUGUUUAUGUUUUGGCUUUGUCAUAUUGAUACAUGUUACUUUAACCUCUAAUUUGAAGAUAAACCAACCUUGGUUGAAACAAAAGUAACUUCAGUUUGUCUCCCCAGGGCAUUUAGUCAUAAUUCUGUAUACAGACUCCAUCUCUUAUAUGCCUGAAAUUGAAGUUGUGAAACACGUCAAGAAAAUAAGUUGGAGGGAUAAAUGGCAUUUAGGCCUAUAUUGAAAGAAAGAUUCGCAACACCUAGUUAACCAAGCCGUAUCUCGCGUCGAUGCUGAAUAAUGACAGUUCUUCUCUUAAGUUACUUGCACGAAGGCGUAAAAGUGGGUAAAAGGGUAACUCAUGACUGGUGACAGUUGACACUUAACCGGCUUUAGACAAAGUAGAAAUAUUAAAACUAUUUUACACAAAAACGAAAAAGAAUGCAAUAGUUGUGAAAGAGAAUCCCGUGUCAGCAUUGAAAACCAUACGCGAACUUGCAUACAUGUUGAGAAAAAUUAACGCUUCUUUGCUGAAUUUGGGCGCACAGGGAAGCCAAUAUUUGCUUCACGCCUAUCCCAGUCGUGACCAGUUAUCCGACGUUACGUUGGUUCACCCCAGGACAUGCGUAAUGGAUUGAGCGAACAAGUGUUUGGAUCAGUGAAAAAAGAUCCAGAUCCUACAGGCUACAAUACCGAGGUAAUGAGAUAGUCAUCCAACUUUGACGUAGUUUCUUUAGCGCCUUUUCAUGUGAACACAAGAACUCCAACUUUGUUUGCGUCAUUUCAUUUGAACCCAUUAACAAUAGCUAGGGAUAAGGGUUUCAGCAGUUAAACGUCGCAAGUGCAUGUAUAAUCCUCGGCAAGGAGGUUCAGAAAAUCAAUGUCACCAUCGAUCAUUUGGCUGUGAGAUCUCUGGGUAGAUUUUGACGUGACGGUCGUCAUCGCAGUCUCUUUCCUUGUCGUGACUUCUAAUGCCUACAGCUAAUAGGUAAUUUAGUCAGGGCGUCUGCGAAUUGACUCCUGUUUUAUCACACGCUCAGUGAUUUCGAAUUAGUUCCCACCGUUGUGUUAAAGCCAAGCACACAGACGAUGCGUGGUCUGACGUGCAGUUUGUCCUGUACCGUACGUGGUUUAGAAUUCUAUUGCAAGUAGCCUGAGUGCACUCGCGUCUGAAGGACGCCAUUAUAUAGCACCAGAACGAGUAAUCAGUCCACACAAAAAAGUUAGGCAGUAUAAUGCCGUGCAUGUUUAGUGCAACGUGUAUUGAAGCUAGCAUAUGGAUUGGUUGAAGAACAGCUAUGGAUAACUUUACCAAAGAUGAUAACUUUUCGUUCGCGUAUGCGUGUCCUAAUGACGUCGUUUGUCUGCUAGAAGUGACGGUCGUCAUCGCAGUCUCCUUCCUUGUCGUGACUUCUAACAUUACAAGUCUGGUGGUUCUGGUGUCGACACCGUCUUUUCGCAACGGCCACGGGUAUCUGUUGAUGUCUCUGAGCGUGGCGGACCUCCUUGUGGGUGGUGUGGCUGUCCUAUCGAUCUAUCCGUCUGCCGACUUCCAAGAUACGGCCUACACCUGGCCUUAUGGCGACACGGUCUGUCUCAUUGCGGCCUACGCCGGUCAGCUUGCGCUGAUAAACUCGGGCCUGGCUUUACUGGCCCUCAGCAUCGAGCGGUAUAUUGCUGUGGCCCACCCUCUGAAAUAUGCCAGUCUGGUGACCAAGAAGACUGUGUCCAUCGUCAUCACGGUGUGCUGGAUUGUAAGCGCCUCCGUGUUCAUUACCAUCCUCCUCGGUAUCCUCCCUCACUCCUACGCCCCGCAGUUUUACAUCUGCCAGUCGGUGUACGCGAUGACGUCGUUACUCAGUCUAGUGCCGACUUUCGCUGCUGUGCUCCCGUGCUUCAUCAUCAUGCUUGUCACAUCGGCAAUAGUUGGCCGAAAGUUAAAGGAGAGCGCCCGCCGACGAGCUGCCAUGGCCCCAGCCAUACCAGAAUCAUCCAAUUCGUCCGGGGGUACCGCUCAAAACUCCAUCAAACUCUACCGCACGGUCAGGAUAAUGAUGAUUGCUAUAUGUUUUCAUUUGUGUCCAUUUCUGAUUGUACGCUUUUUAACCAUUUUCCAUGAAGAGAGUGUCCCCCAGGUGAUAUCCUUCGCCGCAUACUGGUGGAUGAUCUCCAACAGUUUAGUAAACACGGUAAUUUAUUACAUUAAAAACACCAAAUACCGAGACAGGGUGCACGAACUCGCCGCCAAACUUGUCCCCAGUUGUUUUCGUGACCUCGAAGGAAGACUACCCUGCACCUGUUGGUGUUCCAGAAGCCGUAAUACGCUGCCGUAUUCGUGCGGAAGUUCUGGAGGUUCUGGAAGACCAAACGUAGAACUUAUUGUAGUCAAGACCGAAGAACUUCAAGACACGGUCAGCCCAUUCAGAAAAAUUUAACUGACUGAGCACCAGUUCUGAUCAUCUGUCAAUGAAGGGUAUUCAUGGAUCCACUUGUUGUAUGACGUGGUUCAAGUCAAUCCAAGUUUAAUGUCAAUACACGAAAGAUGCAAAAACCAGUUGUUUUCAUUGUAUUUUCCAGCCUGAUUGAUAUGUAGUUUUUGUUGAUUCCGCGCAAAAGUAACACUGACGACACUGAACUCACAAGUGGUGUAUGUGUACAUUUCGUGAACUUUAAAUACGUGAAGGUAUGCGCUGGCAGUGCGGCGAUUCACAAAAGUGCACCUCCAAGAGUUUUAGUGCGUUGGCUAAUCCCAAAAUGCGACAUCUGUCGACCCAAUACGCGUUUGGAAAUGGUUGGCAAAUUCCGCACGUUGGAAUUGGCCAAAGCGUUGCAAACUUUUGGAGGCACGCUAUUGUGAAUCGCUCGUAUUCGAACCACAGACAUAUAAACACAUAGACGGACAGCUCCUAUUCAAAACAACGGCGGGGUACCUUCGCCGAGACGACAUCCGACUAAAACCAAAAGCGUGGGCAAAUUCAUCCCUUGGUAUCUGCCCCGAGCUGAAGUGCACCAUCAAUCAGCGAAAGAAAGACAGGUGGUUACAAGUACGUUCUUGCACGCAUUCUGCGUAUACGCAAAGACCAAACAUGUCGGAAUAAACUAGUUACGCGUACUCAGCGUGCUCCGCGUCAAACGCGCAUAUACUUGCGCGCCUCAUGGCUUGCCUAUGCAACGAGUACCAAAAAACCACGCCCUCUUUUGUUCCGCUCGGAGCGGAUAGGGGAUUUACACACAGUUGAUAAAUUCUAGCCGUAAAAUGCUAUGAAGCCAUUCUUCCGAUUGUGAAAAACAGCCCUCUGUGUACUAAAUCUGGCUCAUGCAGAUUCGAAACAGUGCGGCUGCAACAAGUUAAAAAAAGGGAGCGUCUUUUUGUAGCACAUGUAACCAAAUACUUGCAAUCUAAGUGCGUCACGCGCAAUGCGCUAUGAACGCGCUGCCAUUCAUCGUUUCCGCGCCCACUGCUUGCCCAUGCUUUUUAUAAUCACAGGACUAGUGGUCUAUGUGUUUAUAGAGUAAUCCGAUUAGACGCCAUAACUGCGGUGGCGCUGCACUCAUGCGCAAAUUCUUCAGCUUGACGCGUGCGUGCAUUUGGCAAAUCAUGACACCCUGUUGGUCGCAGAGGCGUGUAAUGCGCGCGUACUACCUGUCCAUGAGAGUUGUGCUACCGGAGUAUUGGCUUCUAAUUCUGGUGUUCGAAUGAUACUAUAUGUCUGUGAUUCGAGCACCAUGAGGUAAUUUAAAUAUUUUGGUUUUCAGUAACUUUUCACAGAUGAAAACACACUCAUACUGUGGAAAUACGAUUCGGCGAAAACUUUUGAUGGUUUGAACAUAAUUUUCUUUUCAUAUACUUGUGGAAUAUAGUGACUGGUAACUAAAUACUAUUUUAACUCGGGCAAGUAACACAGGUUCCAGUUUCUGAAAAGAAAAAUGUCCUGAGCAUAGUUGCUGGGACAUAUCAGUUCUUAUCAGUUCUUGCAAACGAAAGUUAUGGGAACUGUAAAUUCUCUGCGUAAGGCGCGCAAACAAAACCACUUAGUAUUUGCUCAUGAUGUCGGUUCACGUAUUGCUUCAUUAUUGUGACGAUUGUAGACAUGCGCAGUAUCUAUAGCCCUCUCUUAGUUCAAGAGCACACCUACUCUUUUUCAUAAGUGCAAUUCAAAUUGAUGUGCUCAACCUUGGGGAUUGUAUUAUUAUGUCGAAUGUAUUGAUUUUUUGGUUUUAAAGUUACUAUUGGUAAUCGUUUUGCUUUUAAUGUUGUCCCAUGCAAAACUAUUUAUUUUGCACAAUCCUUUUGUUUAAUUUGCACUUGAAUUUACCGUUCCUGAUUUUUAAUGUACUGUAGCAGGAUCUUAAAACGCAUGCUGUUUUUGCUCAUUGUCAUAUUGUUGUUGUCUAUGUUUAUCAAUUGUUGGUUUUACAUUUAUUCUACACGACAGAAUUAAACUGAAUUACAUUAUGCACACAUUUACUAUGUCACAGUGACGCACAUUCUGAUCAGAACAAACGUGAUUUUUUGCUCAACGCUACUAAUAAUCUGGCUGUCUGAAUUUUAUUCAAUUUUAAUUUUGAAGCAUGGAGCAAAGUUGUAACGAACCGUCUAGUGUGGUCAGAGUUUGUCGUAUGUAUCACUGUUCUCGUUGACGAAGAAUAAAUCAAAGCCAAAACAUGGA